UGGACCCAGUGCUUGGCUGGACAACUUGGGGCCAACACCACUAUUUGCGUGAGAGACAAAAGCCCCUCAGAGGAAGAAGAGGGGAAGCGGAGAGCUUCACAUGGUCCCAGCCAAGAGCAGGGAUGGCUGCCUCCCUCUCUCCCGCCCCUCCUUUGGCUUGGUGGUGGUGGUGUGACCCCUGUAUGCCCGUAUCCUCCUCUCCCCCUCCCUCCUCAUCCCCAAAAUGGUCUCUUUCCUCUCCGAGCUAGAGCUCUUUGAAGUAGUAUGACAUGUCAAGGGAUUUGGAAUGAGUGAUUUCUCAUGCCACAACCUCUGUUGACGGUGAUGGCAUUCCCCUGGCUUUUGUUGGGCUGAUGGGCAUUUGUCUGGGAGAGGAAAUAGCUUUUCAACACAUUUCCUUCAUUAGAUCUAGAAUGAUGUGGUACUGCUCUAUAGGUUGUGUAAUCCCAUGCUGCUGGGAGACAGGGGACAAAUCAACAUGACACCCAACUUUAGAGGUGUUCUCCUUCGUCUGUGAAGUCAACUUUCAGUCUGAAUGCAGUGAUAAAUCUGUUUUAGAUAUUGUCCUCCUAAUGUUCCCUAUAGCCUAAAGUUUCCCUGACAUUAGAUACUGUCUGUCACAUAUGGAAACAUGGUUUCUAUUUUUAUAUCAAUCUGAUGGAUAAACUAUUAUAUAAAUUAGAAAACCAAUAUACAGAGACUGAAAAACAGCUUCUAUCUCAAGGCCAUCAGACUGUUAAAUAGUCACCACUAGCCGGCUUUCACCCAGCACCCUACCCUGAACUUUAGUCUCUGUCACUAGCUGGCUACCACCCGAUUACUCAACCCUGCACCUUAGAGGCUGCUGCCUAUGUACAUAGAAAUGGAACACUGGUCACUUUAAUAAUGGAACACUGCUCACUUUAAUAAUGUUUUCAUGCUGUUUUACUCAUUUCCUAUGUACAGUUGAAGUCGGAAGUUUACAUACACCUUAGCCAAAUACAUUUAAACUCAGUUUUUCACAAUUACUGACAUUUAAUUCUAGUAAAAAUUCCCUAUCUUAGGAUCACCACUUUAUUUUAAGAAUGUGAAAUGUCAGAAUAAUAGUAGAGAGAAUUAUUUCUUUCAGCUUUUAUUUCUUUCAUCACAUUCCCAGUGGGUCAGAAGUUUACAUACACUCAAUUAGUAUUUGGUAGCAUUGUCUUUAAAUUGUUUAACUUGGGUCAAACGUUUCGGGUAGCCUUCCACAAGCUUCCCACAAUAAGUUGGGAGAAUUUUGGCCCAUUCCUCCUGACAGAGCUGGUGUAACUGAGUCAGGUUUGUAGGCCUCCUUGCUCGCACACGCAUUUUCAGUUCUGCCCACAAAUGUUCUAUAGGAUUGAGGUCAGGGCUUUGUGAUGGCCACUCCAAUACCUUGACUUUGUUGUCCUUAAGCCAUUUUGCCACAACUUUGGAAUUAUGCUUGGGGUCAUUGUCCAUUUGGAAGACCCAUUUGCGACCAAGCUUUAACUUCCUGACUGAUGUCUUGAGAUGUUGCUUCAAUUUAUCCACAUAAUUUUCCUUCCUCAUGAUGCCAUUUAUUUUGUGAAGUGCACCAGUCCCUCCUGCACAAAGCACCCCCACAGCAUGAUGCUGCCACCCCCGUGCUUCACGGUUGGGAGGGUGUUCUUCGGCUUGCAAGCCUUCCCCUUUUUCCUCCAAACAUAACGAUGGUCAUUAUGGCCAAACAGUUCUAUUUUUGUUUCAUCAGACCAGAGGACAUUUCUCCAAAAAGUACAAUCUUUGUCCCCAUGUGCAGUUGCAAACCGUAGUCUGGAUUUUUUAAUGGCGGUGUUGGAGCAGUGGCUUCUUCUUUGCUGAGUGGCCUUUCAGGUUAUGUUGACAUAGGACUUGUUUUACUGUGGAUAUAGAUACUUUUGUACCUGUUUCCUCUUCACAAGGUCCUUUGCUGUUGUUCUGGGAUUGAUUUGCACUUUUCGCACCAAAGUACAUUCAUCUCUAGGAGACAGAACGCGUCACCUUCCUGAGCGGUAUGACGGCUGCAUGGUCCCAUGGUGUUUAUACUUGCGUACUAUUGUUUGUACAGAUGAACGUGGUACCUUCAGGCAUUUGGAAAUUGCUCCCAAGGAUGAACCAGAACUGUGGAGGUCUACACAUUUUUUUAAUAAGUGAAAUAAUCUGUCUGUAAACAAUUGUUGAAAAGUGGUUGAAAAACUAGUGUUAAUGACUCCAACCUAAGUGUAUGUAAACUUCCGACUUCAACUGUAUAUAAUGUAUUCUAGUCAAGGCCUGUCCUAUUUAACUAUUUCUGUACAUAUACUAUUCUAUGCUAUGUAUUCUACAUAUAUAUUACAUAUUCUAUCCAUAUACUGUCCAUAAUGUCUAUACAUCCCAUCAUAUAUAUGUAUUUAUUUAUACUCCGGACUCCGACAUUGCUCGUCCUAAUAUUUAUAUAUUUUUUAAGUCCAUUCUUUUACUUUUUAGAUUUGUGUGUAUUGUUGUGUAUUGUUAAAUAUUACUGCACUGUUGGAGCUAGGAACACAAGCAUUUCACUACACCCAAAAUAACAUCUGCUGAAUAUGCGUAUGAGACCAAUACAAUUUAAUUGUAUAUAUACAGUUCUUCAUCUCAUGUACAUUGCAACAUACAGUAGUUCUUAUUUUAGAAACAUUCUGAUGCAUAUGCAGAUAUCAUUUAGGAUUAAAAGUUGAUCAGUAACCAUCAUGAUGGGACUUAUCCCCUCUAUGUUGUAUAUUGAUCACUAUUUCCCUGCAUAAAAUUAAUCCCUUGUGACUUCCACAUUACCAGGAUGCAGAGGUCAGCUGAUGCAACAUUUCCCCCUGUACCAGUACUGAGGAUGCUGGGUGAUAUACACUGUAUUUGGUCUGAUGACAUAGCUGGAUACUGUUUUCCAUUAACGUCUCAUCCUCUGACCAUGACGUCAAUGUCAGCAUUAUAUACAUCAAAUCUUCAGUUAAACAUUAUUCCCAUCCAUAAAGGGACAUGCUUAAUAAGCACUGACCAUGUCAUGCCUUUAGAGAGCUCUCCUUUCUCUCAGUCUCUCUCACUGGCCCAUCCAGAGGAUAUGAAGCCCAGACUUGCUUUCUGGGGGGUUACAGCUAGAAGCAGCCAGUAGGAAAUAGAUGGAGGAACCCCCACAACAGAUUUUCACUCUUAAACUGGGCUGUUGACUCCUCCCUCUAGCCCUCUGUGUGGUGUGUAUGAGUCUGUGUAUGUGAGAGUGUGUGUGGUUCCUUUGCACAGUAGUCUGGUCCACUUCAACGGUAGUGACAGACAUCAGGACUGACUGGGAAGCUCUGGUCAGUGUGGCUGAGGCAGGAUGCUUAUCUCUCUCUGGAUGCUAAAGAAAUGUUGCUGGCCUACUGUGAACUGUAGCUGAGUUUUUGGGAAGAUCCAGUUGUAGCACUCAGAGGUCAAUGUGCUGGGGUGUGUUGUCUUCUGAUGUACUUACGACAGUGUCUGGAGCACCAGUGUUUCCACCUUGUCUUUCUACUGGCUGAUUGACUCUUUCUAUACAGCAUAGCCUGAGGCUGAAGAUUAUCCAACCUUGGUCAAUGUACAUGUCACGAUCGUCUAAGGAGGGAGAGGACCAAGGCGCAGCGUUGAAAGCAAACAUAUUUAUUUUAUCAAGAUCACACGAUCAAAACAACGAAACGUGACGUCCUUGGUUACAAAAACAAACCAACACGGAACAAGAAACCACAACACAAAGUGAAAAGACCGAUAGUUAAAUAUGGCUCCCAAUCAGAGACAACCAGCUGUCACUCGUUGCCUCUGAUUGGGAGUCACUCAGCCCAACAUAGAAAAUCAAACAUAGAAUACACACCCUGGCUCAACAUAACAUUGUCCCCAGAGCCAGGGCGUGACAGUACACAGCACCCAGCUAGCACAUAACGCUCUGAGAACCAUAUGUUUCUUUCGUGGGAAUUUCUGUACUUCAGCAUUUCCUCAUGGUUUUAUAUAAAGUCAUGUUCUCAGAACAUUAAGAAAACGUUCCAUAAAAACCACAAGAAACAUUAGUAAAGUUCAAAGAACAUUCUAAGAAUGCUAUGUAAAAACAUAUACAUUCCAUUCUCAGCGUCAACAAAACUCUCUCUAUCCUCUAUCUUGUUAAGUGUGUUCAGGUGUGUUGGCCAUGCCCACUAAUUGGCCACACCCGAUCUUAAUGAGUGCUUGUUUCCUUUGAAAUGGGGUCUGUUUGAAUAGACGAAAAUGAACAGCUUUGUAUGAGUAAAAAUAAAACAUCACAUGCUAGUUCCAUCCUGCUGGCACAGUGGACUAAUUCCAUGGAUAUAAAACAGAAGAUCGUAGGUUUGAAUCUCAGUAACGCUGUGCCACAAUAAAAUAUAAAUAUGUUUGUAUGAUUAAUGCCUAAGCAAAUUAAUUUUCAUUUGUGCUUGGAGUUCAAAACAGUUCAACUAAGCUAGUCUUAUUGAAGCAAUUUCUCAGAACGUUAAUAAAACCUCCCAGGAAGACUUUGAGGAAACCAUAGUAAAACUCUCCCAGAAGCUCCCUGCAACCUAAAAAUGUACGUUUCUAGAACAGACAAAAUGUUCACUUCCAUUCGCAGAAUGUAAAAAAAACGUUCAGUUUCACUAGUCAGGAAACCUAUGGCUUCAUUCCCAGAACCAAUGGGAAACCAAAAACAUACAUUCCCAGAACUUCCAAGGAACCAAAUGUGCUAGCUGGGCACUCACCACACCAGAGAUUAAGUAAGUGCAUUCCUGCAUUCCUCUGCUCAUCUCUUUUCAUCUCUGGCACAUUGAUCCUAUUGUUGAUCAAUGAAAUAGCAUCUGUCGGCUGGUGUCUCCAAUCAGCAGAGAAAAUCUGCGCUGUUGGAACAUGCAGAGGUUUCAAUGUGUCUAGUGCAUUUUCUACAGGCAGCUUAUACUCACCCGAUAGGGUUAUUGUCAUAACAAUUGAUGCUGAGUAAGACAAAAAUCAAGUCCAGGAAACAGAAAUAUAUUUUUGCAUGGAAAGAUCAGACUUGUGACGUAGUGUUCUAAAUCAUUAUGCACAAUGUGAAGGUACCGUCUGUGCCUAGAAAGAGACUGUCUAUAGGCCUAAAGAGCGUCUGCUAAAUGACUCAAAUGUAAAUGUAAAGGUGUGUUCACAUGGCAUUAGCCAUAAAGUGAUAUGAUCACAGAUCGCAUGUCUGGCCAUGGGGGUUCGACCUUAAUUCCAUUACACAGGAACUAAACAGAAUGGGGAUGUUCAGGUUUUUAUGCCUACUGUCCCCAUGUCACCUCUCACCUACUGUGUAUCAAGCCUUUAUUGGCCUAGUGAGAAGUGCACCUACUAAGAAACCCAAUGUCCUUUCCAUGAUUAAUAAUACAGCAUUUAUGUGUGACAAUGCACCUAUAUCAUAUGAGGCAGUAAAAUGAUGGACAGCCUACUGUCACAUACUGAAAUGUCACCUUUCCCCAUGUGUUCUGAUGAUACAAAUGUGAAGUUAGAUGUGCCAAAAAAUACAUGUAUAUGGAUAUGGACAGACAGGGUGUUUUCUGCUGCAAAAAUAAAUUUGCCACAAAUGCAGGAUAAUGAAGCUGUCAUUCAACCUGACAUUUCCAGGGUUACAUCAUUGUCAUGGUAAAGAAGUGAAAGUGAUGGGAGGGGUUCACUGGUAUACAGACAUCUCCCAUGUCCUACUGUAUCACAAUGAGUGGAUCCAUGCCUUAGCUUAGUAACUGACACCUUCACAUCACCUGGGCCAGCUACUGUUCUGAACUCAAUUACUCUGACCAGGCCUCUGAGCUCCGAUUAAAUCAAAUCAAAGCAAUUGUUAUUUGUCACAUGCACUGAAUACAACUGGUGCAAUACAACCUUAACGUGAAAUGCUUACUUACAAUUAAUUCCUUGACCAACAUUGCCGUCUAAAAAAAAAGUAAGUAAGAAAAUAUUUGUAAAAAUAAAUAACUAAUAAAAAUAAAUAAACAAAAGUUAAAAAAGGUAACACAAUAAAAUGACAAUAACGAGGCUAUAUACAGGGGUACCGGUACCGAGCCAAUGUGCGGGGGUACAGGUUAGUCGAGGUAAUUGAGGUAAUAUGUACAUUUAGGUAGGGGUAAAGUGACUAUGCAUAGAUAAUAAACAGCGACUGAACACACCGAUUCUGCAUGUGUCUUGGGGUUUUGGUUCGAUGUGUCAGUUACUGAUGUUUGUCCGCCAUGAGACACCAUAGGAACAAAGCCAGUAUAUUUAAGACAAAACUGACUUUAUGACCAACAUGAUCCUAUUUACACUUUGUAGUACAUUUUGACACUAGAAUCAAUAUUUCAGACUAAUAUUGAUGCCACAUAGGCCGUCUUCUAACAGUUGUUUAUUGUUAUUUUGUAAGGGUGAUAGUUCUAUGUGAAACCACAAUGCCUCCAAUAACCCUUGGAGCCCUUUAAUGGUUCUUUGUAGUUCAGAAAAGUGUUCUUUCCUCUUUCUUAAAUAAUUAAAAUGUAGGGGCGGAGGCUCAAUAGCGUAUUUUUGGGGGUGGUUUGCACAUCUUUUUUUGGGUGCAACCGUGAGUGAGAAUGUCAUUCCAGUUAAUCUAAUCUAUUGUGUUAAAUAACAUUUUAAAUAAAUAUUAAGAGCUUGGGACAAUAAGAUUCAAUCUGCUUUUUUGUCAAAAUUGAGUUAUUGACAUAGCCUUGUUCUGUUCAAUGUUCUCUACCUAUAUAUUUCUCAAAAUACCCCAAUUCAUUUAGUUAAGUUUGAAAGAAUACAAGAUUAAAUUGCUGACACCAUUCAAACCAAUGAGGGUUCGGAAUUUUAAAGCCAAUUAUCUCAGAAUCAUAUUUUUGUAGAUAGAACCUUAUAGUCCCAAGCUCUCGAUAUGACUAUGGCCAGUAAUCGUGUCUCAUGAAAUAUUUACAUAUGGCCUUGUGUCAAUUGAGAACUGUUGUCCAAAUCAGUGCUUCUCAAUUCUCUCCACAUGGACCCCCAGCCGGUAGAGAGUUUGAUUCAACUUGUCUAUUAACAGAAUAAUAACUCCUAUGGAAUUUUAACAAUAUAAUAUGGCUAACCAGAAGAAAAAAAACCUGUUCUUCAAAAGGUUACUGGUAGAACCUUCGAGAUUGAAAAAGAUAAAUGUUCUGUAAGGAUACAGCGCAUUCGGAAAGUAUUCAGGCCCGUUCCCUUUUUCCACAUUUUGUUAUGUUACAGCCUUAUUCUAAAAUUGAUUACAUUAUUUUUUUUACUCAUCAAUCUACACACAAUAACCCAUAAUGACAAAGCGAAAACAGGUUUAUAGAAAUGUUUGCAAAUUUAUUAAAAAUAACAAACAGAUUAUUUACAUAAGUAUUCAUACCCUUUGCUAUGAGACUCAAAAUUGAGCUCAGGUGCAUCCUGUUUCCAUUGAUCAUCCUUGAGAUGUUUCUACAACUUGAUUGGAGUCCGCCUAUGGUAAAUUCAUUUGAUUGGACAUGAUUUGGAAAGGCACACCUGUCUAUAUAAGGUCCCACAGUUGACAGUGCAUGUCAGAGCAAAAACCAAGCCAUGAGGUUGAAGGAAUUGUCUGUAGAGCUCCGAGACAGGAUUGCCACUCCUCAGUAAAAGGCACAUGAUAGCCCGCUUGGAGUUUGCCAGAAGGCACCUAAAGGACUCUCAGAUCUGAAACAAGAUUCUCUGGUCUGAUGAAACCAAGAUUGAAUUAUUUGGCUUGAAUGCCAAGUGUCACGUCUGGAGGAAACUUGGCACCAUCCCUACGGUGAAGCAUGGUGGCGGCAGCAUCAUGCUGUGGGGAUGUUUUUCAGCGGCAGGGACUGGGAGACUAGUCAGGAUCGUGGGAAAGAUGAACGGAGCAAAGUACAGAGAGAUUCUUGAUGAAAAACUGCUCUUUAUAAAAAAAUUAAAAACAUUGACAGAUUUAGAACUAAUAUCAUGGAUCACCCUUCACUCUGCUUUUAAAGUCUCUAAAAAUAUUCAAAGUAAGUCCCUAGUUUAGUCAGAAGAAAAUCUGAACAUUAAGAACUCUCAUCCUAAACACCAGCAGUCAAAUGCACACAAAUACUCUAUGACGCAAUCAAAAUCAGCCAGAGGCCAGGGAAAUGCCAACUUGAGACCAAACUCUCCAGGGAGGUUGUCACGAUCGUCGUUAGAUGAAGCGGACCAAGGCGCAGCGUGAUAUGCGUACAUUCUUUUAUUGCAGUACACAACACGAACCAAAACAACAAAACAAAUGAUAUGUGAAGUCCUGGGUUGAACAAAAAACCUUCCGGAACAAGAUCCCACAAAAUAACAGUGCCAAACAGGCUGCCUAAGUAUGGUCCCCAAUCAGAGACAACAAGCUACAGCUGCCUCUGAUUGGGAACCACCCUGGCCAACAUAGAUAUACACGAACUAGAACACACACCUAGAAAACUAAACAAUAGAAAAUCCACAACCUGGCUCAACAUUUAAUAGUCCCCAGAGCCAGGGCGUGACAGAGGUUCCCAGUGAGGGAGUGGGAGGGUGACUUUAAUGGUCAACUGAUUUCAGCUGACAUCUCCAGCAUCCCAGAGGAAAAAACAGGUUCCCCUAGGGGUGGGCCACGGUCGCCUUACAGUGCCUUGCAAAAGUAUUCAUCCCACUUGGCGUUUUUCCUAUUUUGUUGCAUUACAACCUGUAAUUUAAAUGGAUUUUUAUUUGGAUUUCAUGUAAUAGACACACACAAAAUAGUCCAAAUUGGUGAAGUGAAAUGAAAAAAUAACUUCUUUCAGAAAAUUCAAAAAAAUAACUAAUGGAAAAGUGGUGCGUGCAUAUGUAUUCACCCCCUUUGCUAUGAAGCCCCUAAAUAAGAUCUGGUGCAAACAAUUACCUUCAGAAGUCACAUAAUUAGUUAAAUAAAGUCCACCUGUGUGCAAUCUAAGUGUCACAUGAUCUGUCACAUGAUCUCAGUAUAUAUACACCUGUUCUGAAAGGCCCCAGAGUCUGCAACACCACUAAGCAAGGGGAACCACCAAGCAAGUGGCACCAUGAAGACCAAGGAGCUCUCCAAACAGGUCAGGGACAAAGUUGUGGAGAAGUACAGAUCAGGUUUUUUUUUAUUUUUUUAUCAGAAACUUUGAACAUCCCACAGAGCACCAUUAAAUCCAUUAUUAAGAAAUGGAAAGAAUAUGGCACCACAAUAAACCUGCCAAGAGAGGGCCGCCCACCAAAACUCACGGACCAGGCAAGGAGGGCAUUAAUCAGGGAGGCAACAAAGAGACCAAAGAUAACCCUGAAGGAGCUGCAAAGCUCCACAGCGGAGAUUUGAGUAUCUGUCCAUAGAACAACUUUAAGCCGUACACUCCACAGAGCUGGGCUUUACGGAAGUGUCAGUAGGUGCUGUAGGUGGGUGUGGUGCAGGAAUCAGGCGCAGGACGCAGAAACUUAGUCCAAAAGACUUUAGUGAACAAUCACUUAGAACACGAGCCAAAAAGCCCGGAGGCGAGAAAAUACGCACACAGGCGUAAAACAAAAUGUGCACUAACAUGUGCGAGAACCCUCUCCAAACAGAGGAGGAAACAACGAAGCACAGACAACCAACAGUAGCGCAAUCACACACAACACAUGACAAAACACAACGAGAACUUAUAGGACAAUAAUGAGCGCUAAACGAUAACAGGUGUACAACAUAAAGACAAAACCAAACGAACAUCGAAACAUACAACGGUGGCAGCUAGUACUCCGGGGACGACGACCGCCGAAGCCUGCCCGAGCAAGGAAGAGAGGCAGCCUCGGCCGAAACCGUGACAGGAAGAGUGGCCAGAAAAAAGCCAUUGCUUAAAGAAAAAAAUAAGCACGCUUGGUGUUCGCCAAAAGGCAUGUGGGAGACUCCACAAUCAUAUGGAAGAAGGUACUCUGGUCAGAUGAGACUAAAAUUGAGCUUUUUGGCCAUCAAGGAAAACGCUAUGUCUGGCGCAAACCCAACACCUCUCAUCACCCCGAUGGACACCAUCCCCACAGUGAAGCAUGGUGGUGGCAGCAUCAUGCUGUGGGGAUGUUUUUCAUCGGCAGGGACUGGGAAACUGGUCAGAAUUGAAGGAUGGCGCUAAAUACAGGGAAAUUCUUGAGAGAAACAUGUUUCAAUCUUCCAGAGAUUUGAGACUGGGACAGAGGUUCACCUUCCAGCAAGACAUUGACCCUAAGCAUACUGCUAAAGCAACACCUGAGUGGUUUAAGGGGAAACAUUUAAAUGUCUUGGAAUGGCCUAGUCAAAGCCCAGACCUCAAUCCAAUUGAGAAUAUGUGGUAUAACAUAAAGAUUGCUGUACACCAGCGGAACCCAUCCAACUUGAAGGAGCUGGAGCAGUUUUGCCUUGAAGAAUGAGACAAAAAUCCCGGUGGCUAGAUGUGCCAAGCUUAUAGAGACAUACCCCAGGAGACUUGCAGCUAUAAUUGCUGCAAGAGGUGGCUCUACAAAGUAUUGACUUUAGGGGGGUGAAUAGUUAUGCACGCCCAAGUUUUCUGUUUUUUUGUCUUAUUUCUUGUUUUUUUUCACAAUAAAAAAUAUUUUGCAUCUUCAAAGUUAUAGGCAUGUUGUGUAAAUCAAAUGAUACAAACUCCCAAAAAUCCAUUUUAAUUCUAGGUUGUAAGGCAACAAAAUAGGAAAAAUGCCAAAGGGGGCGAAUACUUUCGCAAGCCUCUGUAUCUGGACCAUAUACAGUAUCUCUCUUCCUUUCUUUACCUCGCAUGUUCUUUCUCCAUCCCACCCCUUCUCCUCUCUCUCUACUUCAUAUCUUCUAUAUUUCUCCAUUGUAUGUCCUGAGGUUCCACUCAGCAUGGCCUACAGGAACUGAAAUGGAACUGAAAUGGGGCUUUGACCAGUAAUUAUCCCUGUCUGUCCAUACUCUGCAAUACUAUUAGCAGGAAGCAGGAAGCACCAGUGACUCGGUUAAUAAAAAAGUGGUCAGAUGACGCAGAUGCUAAGCUACAGGACUGUUUUGCUAGCACAGACUGGAACAUGUUCCGGGAUUCUUCAGAUAGCAUUGAGGAGUACACCACAUCAGUCACUGGCUUCAUCAAUAAGUGCAUCGAUGAUGUCGUCCCCACAGUGACCAUACGUACAUACCCCAACCAGAAGCCAUGGAUUACAGGAAACAUCCGCACUGAGCUAAAGGGUAGAGCUGCCGCUUUCAAGGAGCGGGACUCUAACCCGGACGCUUAUAAGAAAUCCCGCUAUGCCCUCCGACGAACCAUCAAACAGGCAAAGAGUCAAUACAGGACUAAGAUUGAAUCGUACUACACCGGCUCUGACGCUCGUCGGAUGUGGCAGGGCUUGAAAACUAUUACAGACUACAAAGGGAAGCACAGCCGCGAGCUUCCCAGUGACACAAGCCUACCAGACGAGCUAAACCACUUCUAUGCUCGCUUCGAGGCAAGCAACACUGAAGCAUGCAUGAGAGCACCAGCUGUUCCGGAUGACUAUGUGAUCACGCUCUCCAUAGCAGAUGUGAGUAAGACUUUUAAGCAGGUCAACAUUCACAAGGCCGCAGGGCCAGACGGAUUACCAGGACGUGUACCCGAGCAUGUGCUGACCAACUGGCAAGUGUCUUCACUGACAUUUUCAACAUGUCCCUGACUGAGUCUGUAAUACCAACAUGUUUCAAGCAGACCACCAUAGUCCCCGUGCCCAAGGACACUAAGAUAACCUGCCUAAAUGACUACCGACCCGUAUCACUGACGUCUGUAGCCAUGAAGUGCUUUGAAAGGCUGGUCAUGGCUCACAUCAACACCAUUAUCCCAGAAACCCUAGACCCACUCCAAUUUGCAUACCGCUCCAACAGAUCCACAGAUGAUGCAAUCUCUAUUGCACUCCACACUGCCCUUUCCCACCUGGACAAGAGGAACACCUGCGUGAGAAUGCUAUUCAUUGACUACAGCUCAGCAUUCAACACCACAGUGCCCUCAAAGCUCAUCACUAAGCUAAGGAUCCUGGGACUAAACACCUCCCUCUGCAACUGGAUCCUGGACCUCCUGACAGGCCGCCCCCAUUUGGUAAGGGUAGGUAACAACACAUCUGCCACACUGAACCUCAACACGGGGGCCCCUCAGGGGUGCGUGCUCAGUCCCCUCCUGUACUCCCUCUUCACCCAUGACUGCAUGGCCAGGCACGACUCCAACACCAUCAUUAAGUUUGCCGACGACACAACAGUGAUAGGCCUGAUCACAGACAACGAUGAGACAGCCUAUAGGGAGGAGGUCAGAGACCUGGCCGUGUGGUGCCAGGAUAACAACCUCUCCCUCAACGUGACCAAGACAAAGGAGAUGAUUAUGGACUACAGGAAAAAAAAGAGAACUGAGCACGCCCUGAUUCUCAUCGACGGGGCUGUAGUGGAACAGGUUGAGAGCUUCAAGUUCCUUGGUGUCCACAUCACCAACAAACUAUCAUGGUCCAAACACACCAAGACAGUCGUGAAGAGGGCACAACAAAGCCUAUUCCCCCUCAGGAGACUGAAAAGAUUCGGCAUGGGUCCUCAGAUCCUCAAUAAAUUCUACAGCUGCACCAUCGAGAGCAUCCUGACUGGUUGCAUCACCACCUGGUAUGGCAACUGCUUGGCCUCCGACCGCAAGGCACUACAGAGGGUAGUGCGUACGGCCCAGUACAUCACUGGGGACAAGCUUCUUGCCAUCCAGGACCUCUAUACCAGGCGGUGUCAGAGGAAGGCCCUCAAAAUUGUCAAAGACUCCAGCCACCCUAGUCAUAGACUGUUCUCUCUGCUACCGCACGGCAAGCAGUACCGGAGUGCCAAGUCUAGGUCCAAAAGACUUCUCAACAGCUUCUACCCCCAAGCCAUAAGACUCCUGAACAGCUAAUCAUGGCUACCCGGACUAUUUGCACUGCCCCCCCACCCCAUCUUUUUACGCUGCUGCUACUCUGUUAAUUAUUUAUGCAUAGUCACUUUAACUCUACCCACAUGUACAUAUUACUUCAACUACCUCAACUAGCCGGUGCCCCCGCACAUUGACUCUGCACCGGUAUCCCCCUGUAUAUAUAGCCUCCCUACUGUUCUUUUAUUUUACUUCUGCUCUUUUUUCUCAACACUUUUUUGUUGUUGAUUUAUUUUACUUUUUUAUUAAAAAUAAAUGCACUGUUGGUUAAGGGCUGUAAGUAAGCAUUUCACUGUAAUGUCUGCACCUGUUGUAUUCGGCGCAUGUGGCCAAUAAAAUUUGAUUUGAUUUGAUUUGAUGGUCACAAACGGUAGCAGAUGGGAUGAUAGCAUAGUCAUGUCUUGUAGACAUUUUAAGUAUCCUAAUUAAUUGAAUGGGAAGUGAUUGCUCAUUAGACCAGUCUAAACAAGUUGAGUCUAUUUGUGUUGAGUUGUGAGUGUGUUAAUUGGGUUGGAGGAGAAUGACGAUAACAUGUUGGGAAAGAGAAGGAUUGGUUGGCUGGAGAGCAGAGGUGUCAUGCGCAUAGUGGGCACAAGGGCAUGUGCCCACUCAGAUUUUUAAAAAUGUAAUUUGUAUAUAUAUACUGAAAAAGAAUAUGAACGCAACACGUAAAGUCCCCUGUAGCUCAGUUGGUAGAGCAUGGCGCUUGCAAUGCCAGGGUUGUGGGUUUGUUUCCCACGGGGGGCCAGUAUGAAAAUGUAUGCACUCACUAACUGUAAGUCGCUCUGGAUAAGAGCGUCUGCUAAAUUACUAAAAUGUAAAGGGUUAGUUCCGUGAGCUGAAAUAAAAGAUCCCAGAAAUGUUCCAUACCCACAAAAAGCUUAUUUCUUUCAAAUGUUGUGCACACAUUUGUUUACAUCCCUGUUAGUGAGCAUUUCUCCUUUGCCAAGAUAAUCCAUCCACCUGACAGGUGUGGCAUAUCAAGAAGCUGAUUAAACUGCAUGAUCAUUACAUAGGUGCACCUUGUGCUGGGGACAAUAAAAGGACACUCUAAGAUAUGCAGUUUUGGAACACAACACAAUGCCACAGAUGUCUAAAGUUUUGAGGGAGCGUGCAAUUGGCAUGCGGAAUGCAGGAAUGUCCACCAGAGCUGUUGCCAGAUAAUGUAAUGUUCAUUUCUCUACCAUAAGCCGCCUCCAAUGUCAUUUUCGAGAAUUUGGUAGUAUAUCCAACUGGCCUCACAACCACAGACCAUGUGUAACCACGCCAGCCCAGGACCUCCACAUCCGGCUUCUACACCUGCUGGAUCGUCUGAGACCAGCCACCCGGACAGCUGAUGAAACUGGGUUUGCAUAAUCGAAUAAUUUCUGCACAAACUGUCAGAAACCAUCUCAGGGAAGCUCAUCUGCGUGCUCGUCGUCCUCACCAGGGUCUUGACCUGACUGCAGUUCCGCGUCGUAACCGACUUCAGUGGGAAAUGCUCACCUUCGAUGGCCACUGGCACGCUGGAGAAGUGUGUUCUUCACAGAUGAAUCCCGGUUUCAACUGUACCAGGCAGACAGCAGACAGUGUGUAUGGCGCGUCGUGUGAGCGAGCGGUUUUCUGAUUUAAUCCUUGUGAACAGAGUGACCCAUGGUGGCGGUGGGGUUAUGGAUUGGGCAGGCAUACAGUAAGUUACGGACAACGAGCACAAUUGUAUUUUAUCAAUGGGAAUUUGAAUGCAGAGAUACUGUGACGAGAUCCUGAGGCCCAUUAUUGUGCCAUUCGUCCGCCGACAUCCACUGAUGUUUCAGUAUGAUAAUGAACGGCCCCAUGUCACAAGGAUCUGUUCACAAUUCCUGGAAGCUGAAAAUGUCCCAGUUCUUCCAUGGCCUGCAUACUCACCAGACAUGUCACCCAUUGAGCAUAUUUGGGAUCUUUUGGAUUGAAGUGUACGACAGCUUGUUCCAGUUCCCGCCAAUAUCCAGCAACUUCGCACAGCCAUUGAAGAGGAGUGGGAUAACAUUCCACAGGCCACAAUCAACAGCCUGAUCAACUCUAUGCGAAGUGAAAUGGUGGUCACACCAGGUAGUGACUGGUUUUCUGAUCCACGCCCCAACUUUUUUUUUAAAGGUAUCUGUGAGCAACAGAUGCAUAUCUGUAUUCCCAGUCAUGUGAAAUACAUAGAUUAGGGCCUAAUUUAUUUAUUUCAAUUGACUGAUUUCCUUAUAUGAACUGUAACUCAGUAAACAUUUUGAAAUUGUUGCAUGUUGGGUUUAUAUUUUUGUUCAGUGUAUAUAUUUACAAAAUACAAUAUUCUCUCUAGUAAGUGGUUCCUUCCAAGGUGCACCACGGAGCAAAGAUAUGCAAGGCAGGAGGCUAGAUACUUUAGUGCAUGCAGACAGUAUUGUCAGUGAAGGAGGAGAGAGAGUGUCGAGUGACACAUAGCAUUUUAUUGGAUUUUAUCUGUCGGUCAUAGGCAGGACUCGCAGAAGGUAUGUUUAUAAAUUAAUAUGAUCAAGCUAUGUAAAAUAUUGAUUCCUUCUUGAUGAACAAAUGCAAUUAAAAUAUGUUGUUGUUUCACUGAAAUACUAGCCACCUACUGUAGCAAUUUAAUUCAGUUUGCUUUAGCUAGCUAGCUAGAUUAGUUCCCAAUCUCCCAACCUCAUAACUAGCUACCAAGCCAUUUCAGGCUAUCAAUCAAGUAAGAGUAGCUUGUCUACCAAUCUUAGCUGGCAUGCCUGCUGGCAAAAAUACCUUUAAUUAUUGAGUUAAAAUACUAUAUACCAGUGUGACAGUUGUACUAAACUCCUAAGGCAUAAUAGUUCUUAAAGUAUCAAUGUGCAUCUUUAAUUAAAAUUACAAUUGAACAGGUAAAGAGGUAUGCUUAGAUAACCUAUGCAGAAAAAUAUAUAUAUAUUUUUUUACAUAGAAUUAGGUAUAAUGAUUAUGGCUCUAGAUUCCUGGACAAAGCUAUUUCAGGUGUAUGAAAAAUGCGAAAUGUUUUUAACAGACUCCCUCAUGACCACCCCAUCCAUCUUCACGUACUUCGUGCCCCCUCUAAAAUAAUGGAUGCAUGAUGCCUUUGCUGGGGAGAGUGACACAUCUUUGUUUCUCAAUUCAUACAUCUGUAUUAUGUCAUUUCCAAUCCACUGUCCAAGCAAUUUGUUUUUAAAAAAUCAUUCGAAUGUCACUUUUAAAACAUCAGUCAAUUAUUUCACAUACAGAGAGACUACAGCAAACCAAAAUUGGUUCUGUGAAAGUUCACAGAACAUUUGUUAGGUUACGACAAAUGUUCUCAUAACACAUAAACUGUCCAGUCGUGGUGAUGAUUAUAGAAUGUUUGUAUAAAACAUUCACCUGAUAUAGCAAGAAUGUUCCUAGAACACAUUUUAUCUGUUCUUUAAGCCUCUGCGCCAAGCUUUUUUUCAGUCAAAUAUGAUCAAUCCGGACACAGAACACAAUUUCUGGGUUAUUAAAAUGUUCCCAUCCUCUUCAUAUGCUGUGUACUUGUAACACUGUAAUUUUCAUCACGUGUUGAAAGUCUUAUGAAAUGUGAUUUUAAUUGGAUAGGGCUUCCUUUAAAUAACUUGUAUUCUUGUGUAUUCAUAUGCUUCUUAAAUACAGACUCAGAAGCUUCAAACUAAAUCAGAAAACCUUUUCUCAAUUUCAAAAUCACAUUUCAUGACACUUUCAACACAUGUUCUUGCAACAUCAGGCAAAUGUUUUAUACAAACAUUAUAUAAUCAUCAGCAUGAAUGGACAGUUUCUGUGUUAUGAGAACAUGUGCCUUGACCUAACAAAUGUUCUGGGAACUUUCACAUGUACUGUAUAUAUAUAUAUAUAUAUAUAUAUAUAUAUAUAUAUAUAUAUAUAUAUAUAUAUAUAAAAAAAAAUCUUUUUUUUGAAUGUUUUGGGGAUGUUAUCAUCAUAAUGUUAGAUAAAACCCUAACUAGAACUUAAUGGGCAUCUUAGCUAAUGUUCUGGGAAGGUUCACGGUUUGCUGGGAUGAUUGUUUCACUUGUUAUCAUAUGCCCAUUGACUCUAUUAAGGAAGCGUGACAGUUAAUAAAUGACAAAAAAAGGACAAAAAGGAAACAAUCUGAAUAAAUAAUUCUGAACUUUGACCGUACCCCUGGGGUUAGCAGUACCACAGUCACAAAUACACAGAGGGUGUCCCAGUUGCCUCAAUAGACCUCUGUUCCUCACAUUCUUACCCUCAUGGACACUAAUGGCUGAAAGGACUUGAUAGACUUCCACCUCGUCAUCAUUUAUCAAGUCUUUUCAGAGUUGUAGAGAAAAAUAAGUACAGAACACAGAAAGAGAGCAAUGUAGCUAAGAUUCUGUAUUCUCUUGUAGGACAAAGCAUAAGUAUUGUAAACGUCUGACUUCAAAUGUAUACAGUGGGGGAAAAAAGUAUUUAGUCAGCCACCAAUUGUGCAAGUUCUCCCACUUAAAAAGAUGAGAGAGGCCUGUAAUUUUCAUCAUAGGUACACGUCAACUAUGGCAGACAAAUUGAGAAAAAAAAAUCCAGAAAAUUACAUUGUAGGAUUUUUAAUGAAUUUAUUUACAAAUUAUGUUGGAAAAUAAGUAUUUGGUCACCUACAAACAAGCAAGAUUUCUGGCUCUCACAGACCUGUAACUUCUUCUUUAAGAGGCUCCUCUGUCCUCCACUCGUUACCUGUAUUAAUGGCACCUGUUUGAACUUGUUAUCAGUAUAAAAGACACCUGUCCACAACCUCAAACAGUCACACUCCAAACUCCACUAUGGCCAAGACCAAAGAGCUGUCAAAGCACACCAGAAACAAAACUGUAGACCUGCACCAGGCUGGGAAGACUGAAUCUGCAAUAGGUAAGCAGCUUGGUUUGAAGAAAUCAACUGUGGGAGCAAUUAUUAGGAAAUGGAAGACAUACAAGACCACUGACAAUCUCCCUUGAUCUGAGGCUCCACGCAAGAUCUCACCCCGUGGGGUCAAAAUGAUCACAAGAACGGUGAGCAAAAAUCCCAGAACCACACGGGGGGACCUAGUGAAUGACCUGCAGAGAGCUGGGACCAAAGUAACAAAGCCUACCAUCAGUAACACACUACGCCGCCAGGGACUCAAAUCCUGCAGUGCCAGACGUGUCCCCCUGCUUAAGCCAGUACAUGUCCAGGCCCGUCUGAAGUUUGCUAGAGUGCAUUUGGAUGAUCCAGAAGAGGAUUGGGAGAAUGUCAUAUGGUCAGAUGAAACCAAAAUAUAACUUUUUGGUAAAAACUCAACUCGUCGUGUUUGGAGGACAAAGAAUGCUGAGUUGCAUCCAAAGAACACCAUACCUACUGUGAAGCAUGGGGGUGGAAACAUCAUGCUUUGGGGCUGUUUUUCUGCAAAGGGACCAGGACGACUGAUCCGUGUAAAGGAAAGAAUGAAUGGGGCCAUGUAUUGUGAGAUUUUGAGUGAAAAUCUCCUUCCAUCAGCAAGGGCAUUGAAGAUGAAACGUGGCUGGGUCUUUCAGCAUGACAAUGAUCCCAAACACACCGCCCUGGCAACGAAGGAGUGGCUUCGUAAGAAGCAUUUCAAGGUCCUGGAGUGGCCUAGCCAGUCUCCAGAUCUCAACCCCAUAGAAAAUCUUUGGAGGGAGUUGAAAGUCCGUGUUGCCCAGCGACAGCCCCAAAACAUCACUGCUCUAGAGGAGAUCUGCAUGGAGGAAUGGGCCAAAAUACCAGCAACAGUGUGUGAAAACCUUGUGAAGACUUACAGAAAACGUUUGACCUGUGUCAUUGCCAACAAAGGGUAUAUAACAAAGUAUUGAGAAACUUUUGUUAUUGACCAAAUACUUAUUUUCCACCAUAAUUUGCAAAUAAAUUCAUAAAAAAUCCUACAAUGUGAUUUUCUGGAAUUUACAGCAAAACUUGCAGAGCUGGGAAGAUUGUAUCCCCCAUAUAAAUAACAUUAUAUUGGUAGCAAGAAUUUUAUAUAAUAAUUUAAAUUGAAAGAUUCUAAUUUUUGAAUCCGGUGUCGUUUUGCGUGUCAGUUCAUAAACACUUUGCCAUGGGAUCGGUACGUCAAAGAUCUCUUCCCAACUAUUUUGCAAUCUAUAUGGGACGGCUGUCAAUCCUUUGGUCCUUAAGUGAAACUGAUAUACUUUUUUAUUUAUCACAGUUUUCCUUAACCAAUUAUGUUCUUUAAUGCAAGGCCGACAGACAAGUUCCUUACUUUCUCCCCCUUCCACUUUCCUCUUCCACUUUUGCCGUAAGGCUGCAAUUAUUUGGUUGUAAUUUUGGGUAGAGCAGACAUUUCCAUAUGUUUUUAUUAGCUGCAUGUGCGACAUAACUCCACCAGUCCUACCGAUGAUAUCAUUUACGAAGAUUAUACCUUUUUUAAACAUUCUGUCAAAAAAUAAAGUUUUUUUGUCAAUUAGUAUAUUUGAAUUUAACCACAAUGUUUGUUGCAUUAUUUGUUCUGUCGUUUCUGGAGGAUUAAAUUGAAAUUGCAACCAACUUUCUAUGGCUUGUUUUAGAAAUAGUGACAUUUGGGAGAUUAUUUCCUUUUCAAAUAACUGAAAGUGAGAGGUUGUAAUCUGAAUAAAGGGAAAAAGGCCUUUCUUGAACAUUGGGUGAGACAAUCUUACUAAUUUGCUUGAGAAACAGUUAUAUUUUUGUUUCAUCAGACCAGAGGACAUUUCUCCAAAAAGUACGAUCUUUGUCCCCAUGUGCAGUUGCAAACCGUAGUCUGGAUUUUUUAUGGUGGUUUUGAAGCAGUGGCUUCUUCCUUGCUGAUCGGCCUUUCAGGUUAUGUCGAAAUAGGACUUGUUUUACUGUGGAUAUAGAUACUUUUGUACCUGUUUCUUCCAGCAUCUUCACAAGGUCCUUUGCUGUUGUUCUGGGAUUGAUUUGCACUUUUCGCACCAAAGUACAUUCAUCUCUAGGAGACAGAUCACGUCUCCUUCCUGAGUGGUAUGACGGCUGCGUGGUCCCAUGGUGUUUAGACUUGCGUAUUAUUGUUUGUACAUAUGAACGUGGUAUCUUCAGGCAUUUGUGAAUUGCUGCCAAGGAUGAACCAGUCUUGUUGAGGUCUACAAUUUUCUUUCUGAGGUCUUGGCUGAUUUCUUUUCAUUUUCACAUGAUGUCAAGCAAAGAGGCACUGAGUUUGAAGGUAGGCCUUGAAAUACAUCCACAGGUACACCUCCAUUUGACUCAAAUUAUGUCAAUUAGCCUAUCAGAAGCUUCUAAAGCCAUGACAUCAUUUUCUGGAAUUUUCCAAGCUGUUUAAAGGCACAGUCAACUUAGUAUAUGUAAACUUCUGACCCACUGGAAUUUUGAUACAGUGAAUUAUAAGUGAAAUAAUCUAUCUGUAAACAAUUGUUGGAAAAAUUACUUGUGUCAUGCACAAAGUAGAUGUCCUAACCGACUUGCCAAAACUAUAGUUUGUUAACAAGACAUUUGUGGAGUGAUUGAAAAACGAGUUUUAAUGACUCCAACCUAAGUGUAUGUGAACUUCUGACUUCAACUGUACGUACACACACUCAACAACACAUGCUGAGGAGAACACUCAAGAAGGGCGAUCUCAGCGUCUAUAAUGAUGUGUUUAAGGCUUGGCUACGGGAUAAAGCAGCUGGCCUGCCCCCAGGCACACAGAUGGAGCGAAGACUCCCACUUAUUAAUUUCCUAUUUCAUACGUGUGAAAUGCAGAAAGGACAUGUAAACACCAUGCACAGGCAAACAUUAGUCAUCAUCACGCUAUCAUCACGGCUGUUAUUAUAUAUAUUUUUUAUGACAGAACUAACUAAAUAAAUAGUAAGUCACAAAAAAAGUAUUGCUUUUGUUUGUUGGAGGAGAAGCCAUAUUACUUUUGAAGGACAUGUAUUAAAAACAGCAUUUACUUGACGAUGUCAUUUUGAGAGAGCUACUGCAUGAAUGCUCUUAAUAUAAUUUUCCUUUUUCCUUUCUUUUCAUUAUAUUUAGAACGAGGGCGAGGGGGAAGUGGGGAGCGGUGUCAAGGAGGUAGGAAAUUACCCACUGGUUGAAUCAAUGUUGUUUCCACAUCAUUUCAAUGAAGUUACGUUGAACCAACGUGGAAUAGACAUUGAAUUGACGUCUGUGCCCAAUGGGUUUUCUGUUAUGAUUAACUAUGAAUGGCACUCGCAUUAGUUCUCAUGUCACAGUGCUAGCCGAUACAAGAUCGGAUCUAAAACGUACAGCUAAGAACCCUCAGAUUCAGCAGAAUAACAAAUUAGAGCAAGUUACAAAGUACAGUAAUAGUUACAGUAUACAGUUAUGGGCACUAAAAUCCAGCCUAUUUAUUUCUCUCUCUCUCUCUCUCUCUCUCUCUCUCUCUCUCUCUCUCUCUCUCUCUCUCUCUCUCUCUCUCUCUCUCUCUCUCUCUCUCUCUCUCUCUCUCUCUCUCUCUCUCUCUCUCUCUCUCUCACAGCUCAGGGACUUGACUUAAAAUGCUGCCUCAGAUAACAAGACCCUGUCAACAACCGAUCUAAGUUUCCAAAAUAUACCAUCUGUUCUGAUUAAACAGACUUUGAGGUAUUUUUUAAGAGUGCCUGUCUGCCUCUGAGGGAAUUCUGUUUUUUAAUCAGCAGCUCACAGCCCCUCAACCAUUCGUCCUCCAUCUGUUGGCUGUCGAAGUAACCCUGGGCAGCCUUGUCUUGACAACCUGCUAGGCAGCAAGCAUCACUAUGGAGAUACCAGAGCACUUAUUGUAUGACCUGAACAUCUAAUGUCCUCUAUGGAUUUAGCAUGACAGUACUAUCCCAUGAUCAUUCAGAUGAUCUCACAUUGUCUUCUGAUGCUUUAAAAGGCUGAGUUGCAUUUGGGGAUUGGUAAUAUAUUUGACUAAUCCAGCCUCCUUACUCAAGCUCACAAUAUGAGGACAGUCGCAAUGACACGUGCUGAUCAUAUAAUGUACAUCUAUAGCUUCUACAGACAUGUGACUGCAUGGGCCUGUCAGACGCACGUUAUGCAUUUUUAAAUAACUAACUCUCUCUCUCCCUCUGUCUGUAUGUCUGUCUGUCUGUCUGUCUGUCUGUCUGUCUGUCUGUCUGUCUGUCUGUCUGUCUGUCUGUCUGUCUGUCUGUCUGUCUGUCUGUCUGUCUGUCUGUCUCUGUCUCUGUCUCUGUCUCUGUCUCUGUCUCUGUCUCUGUCUCUGUCUUUCUCUCUGACACAGUGCCGGCAUCAUGCCUAAGCAAGUGGAGGUGAGGAUGCAUGAGAGUCAUCUGGAGCCCAUCGAGGCCAGGCCCAGGAACAAGUGUAUCAGCUGCUUCUCUUCUCUCUUCAAGAACCUGCUGCUCACACUCACCGUGCUCGGUCAGUACAAUCGUCAGCUGUUUUACCAAGCACACGAUCACAAUAUCUCUUUCAUUCUCUUUCUCUAUCUCUAUCUCUCUCCCUCUCUCUCUCUCUCUCGCUUCUCUCUACUCUCUCCUUCUCUCUCUCUCCCCUUCCUCUCUCUCUGUCUCUCAGCUCUCCUCGUUCUUCUCUCGUCUCUCAUCUCUCUCUCUCUCUCUCUCUCUCACUCUCUUGAGUCUGUCUGUCUGUGUCUAAUUGUUUGUUUGCUUGCAUGUCCAUCAAUCCAUAUACUGUAUAAUGACAAAGAUUAAUAUCUUACUUGAGAUAUCAGAGCCCAUGAUGUGUCUCAAACACCUCUUGAGACAGCAACGGUUUAACGUUGAGGCAGAGAAAAAGACAAGCAUGGGGUGGGUUACACAAAAGGCACUUCCAACAGAUGACACGGUUCAGUAUGCUGACCAGAUGUGCUCUGUCCUGUUCUGUUAGUGGCCGGUGCAGUGGAGAGGAGAGGAGCAGCCAUCUGCGCUGACCCAGCCAGAGAGCCAGGUGGCAGGUGCCCUGAUCUUCCCUAGCCCAGUACCACCUUGUGCCCCAUCACCACCACCACCUGGCACCCUCCCUUACCCUGGUUAGGAGAGCAGGACAGCAUACCAUGGUUUCAUGUGUAGAGUGGGCCAUAGAUAUAGACUCUGACAAUGGAUUUUUCUCUGGUUCAGGUCAUGUGGUCAGGAAUAACUCCUGGCCCUAGACAUGUGUAUUGUGAGGACAUAGCAGGGAUGGAUAUGAUUGAGUCAUUUAUUAUAGUGGUAGUGAUGCUAAAAAUCCCCUUUUUGUUUCAGGUCCCAGCGAUUUUGUUUGCAUUCUGUGGUUUUAUGUGUGUUUAUUAUGCAUUUACCCAUGAUCGUGUGUGUGUGUGUGUGUGUGUGUGUGUGUGUGUGUGUGUGUGUGUGUGUGUGUGUGUGUGUGUAUGUCUGUGGAGGCCACCGUGUCCUGCAUAAAUGAGCAUGUGUGUGUGAGUUUGUUCAAGUGAACAUGUGUGUGAAAAUAAAUGAGUGUGUGUGUGUGUGUUUGUGUGUGUGUGUCUGUGUGUGUCUGUGUGUGUGUGUGUGUCUGUGCGCACACGUGUGUGUAUAAUAUAUACAACAGACCACUUGACAGAACACUUCCAUAGCAGCUCCCAUAGUGGCAUUAAUCAUCUCCCAUUAUGGAAAUUGCAUAUGGGCUUGGAUGAGGGGUUGGGAGAGGGUUAGAGAUGUAGGAUGCUCUAUGCACAGGAAAACAAAUGCCUUCCUCAUCCAGCAGGUGUGCAGCAUCAGUAGGUUGAGGUCAUGUUUCUCAAGCUGUGCGUGAAUCUAAAAUAGCUGACAGAUAUCUGUGAGAUUAUAAGGCUUGAAUUGCCCCUCUCAGGGCCUGUGAUCUUUGGCAGGGAUCUAGCAGCAGAGGAAGUGCAGCCUACGGGGGGUGGGAGGAGGGGGGGUUUGGGUCUGGGUCUGGGCCUAGCCUUGUCUGGCCUGAGCAGGACAGAGAGAGACAGAGCCGGGGACAGGGACAGAGACUGACCACAGGGCCAGUGUGCAGACGGGGCUGCAGGGGGCAGGAGCAUUCAGAGUUCAGCUCUCUCUCUGGGGCACAGGGGGAGGAGGGGGGUUGGGGGUGGAAGGACACAGCUGGAGAGGUUGGGGUGUUGGGGGAUCGGGGGCUAGUUUUCUAUCUAGGAUACAUGUAGAUUGGAAUUGGGAAGUGGGUUAGGGAUGUUUUCUAAGGUUGAGCCAUGGGAAGCAAAGGAGGUCUGGUGGGGUUGAGGGCACAUGGUGAUAAAGUCAGGGCCAUCGUAGGAUCAAAGGAGUGUGUCAUUAUUUUCCUCAGGACUCCCCUUGGUUAUAGGCCUACUCCAUAUACUGGAGUAUAGUGAGAGUGAUAUUAUCAUACCCUGAUGCUAACUGGUUUCCUAGAAUACCUGAUGUCUUCAGAGGAAUAGAGAUGCUCCUCCAAGUACUGUGAGAACCUCUCCCUGUCUGAAGCUCUGACUCCUCCUCUGUCUUCAAAGAGACCUGCUCUUAAUCCUCUAUCAGACUCUAUCAGCCUCUCUCACACUGGGACUCAGUUCUGUCUCCCCCACCCACACCUACCCACUGGCCCCUAUACAUGCAAUCCACAGACUCUCACAACCAGAUCCAGACUGCUAAAUUAAUACGCAACGAGAAGCAGCGAUUUAAGGCAGACCUAUGGAAAUGAAAUAUUGUUAUUGUUUGUUAAUAUUCUAAUAGAUGUCUUUAUAUCAUAAGCAAGUCCCAUUUGGAAAGUAUUCUCAUUAUCUCCAAACUCUCUCUGCACAGUUUUACAACAUGUUUUCUAAAUGGAGAAAGUCCUUAUCACCUUCUCACAAAAUGAAAUAAAAUGAAAUUGUAUCAAAUUGUGUCACAUGCGCCGAAUACAACAGGUCUAGACCUUACAGUGAAAUGCUUACUUACAACCCCUUAACCAACAAUGCAGUUUUAAGAAAAAUAAGUGUUAAGUAAAAAAUAGAUAGACAGGGGGUACCAGUACAGAGUCAAUGUGGGGGGGGCACAGGUUAGUCGAGGUAAUUGAGGUAAUGUGUACAUGUAGGUAGAGUUAAAGUGACUAUGCAUAGAUAAUAAACAGAGAGUAGCAGCAGCGUAAAAGAGGGUGUGGGGGUACCGGACUUGGCGCCCCGGGACCGCUUGCUGUGCGGUAACAGAGAGAACAGUCUAUGACUAGGGUGGCUGGAGUCUUUGACAAUUUUUAGGGCCUUCCUCUGACACUGGUGUAGAGGUCCUGGAUGGCAGGAAGCUUGGCCCCAGUGAUGUACUGUGCCAUACGCACUACCCUCUGUAGUGCCUUGCGGUCGGAGGCCGAGCAGUUGCCAUACCAGGCAGUGAUUUAACCAGUCAGGAUGCUCUCGAUGGUGCAGCUGUAUAACUUUUUGAAUAUCUGAGGACCCAUGUCAAAUAUUUUCUGUCUCCUGAGGGGGAAUAGUCUUUGUCGUUCCCUCUUCACGACUGUCUUGGUGUGUUUGGACCAUGAUAGUUUGUUGGUGAUGUGGACACCAAGGAACUUGAAGCUCUCAACCUAUUCCACUACAGCCCCGUCGAUGAGAAUGGGGGUGUGCUCAGUCCUCUUCUUUUUCCUGUAGUCCACAAUCAUCUCCUUUGUCUUGAUCACGUUGAGGGAGAGGUUGUUAUCCUGGCACCACACAGCCAGGACUCUGACCUCCUCCCUAUAGGAUGUCUCAUCGUUGUCGGUGAUCACGCCUACCAUUGUUGUGUCAUUGGCAAACUAAAUGAUGGUGUUGGAGUCGUGCCUAGCCAUACAGUAAUGGGUGAACAGGGAGUACAGGAGGGGACUGAGCACGCACCCCUGAAGGCCCCCCGUUUUGAGGAUCAGUGUGGCAGAUGUUUUGUUACCUACCCUUACCACCUGGGGGCGGCCCAUCAGGAAGUCCAGGAUCCAGUUGCAGAGGGAGAUGUUUAUUCCCAGGGUCCUUAGCUUAGUGAUGACCUUUGAAGGCACUAAGUAUCCAGACACACCACUCUUGGGUCACUUCCCAAUCCCACCUGUUCUCAACUCCUUGGCCUCUGAGUUAGGGACCUCUUGCCUUCUCUGCACUAGGGUUAUCAUGAACACUGUGGCACAGGACCUCCUCGCUACUGCUUUCUCUCUCUCUGCACUACUUUCUGUCUCUGGUCUCUAUUUAGCAUUGGUUCCCCUCUCCUCUUAUGGUGUCUCUCUCCUUCCUCUGGCUGCAGACAUAGGGGACUCCCUCUGUAUGUAUUAGCAUUUUAACUGACCCCGCCCCCCCCCCCCCCCCCCACCCCUCUCAUUCUCCAGGUGUGAUUCUGGGGGCUGUGUCUGGGAUGCUGCUUCGUUAUGCCUCUCCCAUCCACCCAGACAUCGUCAUGGUGAUUGCCUUCCCUGGAGACAUCCUGAUGAGGAUGCUGAAGAUGUUAAUCCUGCCUCUCAUCAUCUCCAGUUUAAUCACAGGUAUGGUAUGGUACAGUCAUGGGUUCAAUAUAGGAGAGAGGACUACCAUUUUUUAAAUACAGUUUGUUCAGUUUAUUAUUUAUUAGUAUCAAUCAUAAUCUUUCACUUUUAGAACUUCAAAAGUAACUAACACUAAUUCCACACUGCUAUACCAACACAUAUUUGUUCUGAAAGAGGAAAAAUGCCAGGCUUAGAAUGCUUGUUUUGGCUAUAGGUCUGGCUGGUCUAGAUGCCAAGUCUAGCGGUCGCCUGGGAACAAGGGCUAUGGUCUACUACAUGUCCACCACGGUGAUUGCUGCCGUGCUGGGAGUCAUCCUGGUGCUGGCCAUCCACCCUGGAGACCCCAAGAUGAAGGAGCAGCUGGGAGAUGGCCAAAAACACGACGAUGUGUCCAGCCUGGAUGCCUUCUUUGACCUCAUCAGGAACCUGUUUCCUGAGAACCUGGUGCAGGCCUGCUUCCAACAGGUACAAUACACUACAACACCCACAUUUAUUUAACCAGGCGAGUCAGUUAUUAACAAAUGUUUUUAACAACAAUGGCCUGGAAUAGACAGCCAAUAAGGACCUGGAUGAGGCAACCCCAGAACAAGUCUUAUGAAGACCACAAUGAUUUAAAUGUUUUUGUAUUUACAUCCUUAGCCCCUUGUUACCAAAAGUUAAGAUGGUUUGAAAUGUAAGAUAUUAAGGACUUGUCUGUGUUCUCUUGUCCCACCUCAGAUCCAGACAGUCACUAAGAAGGUGGAGAAGGUGAUUGAGGAGGACGUCAAUGCCACGACCACCCUGGAGGGCCUCCUGUCCAACGCCACCAAGGAACCUGAGUUCAUCAUCAAGAAGUCCCUCCAGUUCAAGAGUGGCAUGAACGUGUUAGGUAUGGUGGCUUCUCUUUUGGACCAGGCUGCAAUUGUUUCUACAACUGCCCAACUGAAAGGAAUUGCACAUAUAGCUCUUUUAAAAUUGUCUUUACUUCUUUGUCUGAGAAUAAACCAGUGCAUCACAUCAUGUCACACUUCAAGGGAGCCCUGGGUGCAGCUUGUUCUGUCUCACUAACUGUAGCAGAUUGAUAUUCAUCCUCAUAAAAAUAAUUUCCCCAUUCAUUAUCAUCUUCUCUGUUCAUAUCUCUCUGUGAGCCCAUUUACUCUACUAAUUCCCAGCUGUGAUUCCCUCUCCUGACUGUGUGAUGCAGGUGUGAUUGGCUUCUUCAUUGCCUUUGGCAUUUGCAUGGGGAAGAUGGGAGAGAGAGCCAAGCUCAUGCUGGAGUUCUUUAACAUCCUCAAUGAGAUUGUUAUGAACCUGGUCAUCAUGAUCAUGUGGUAAGAGAUCUUUAGCCUUUCAAGCACAUUCUAUAUGGAUCUACGGUAGCCAUAGAAACCAGAGGAGGCUGGUGGGAGGAGUUAUAGGAGGAUAGGCUCAUUGGGUGGCAGGUAGUUCAUUGGGUGGCAGGUAGCAUAGCGGUUAGAGUGUUUGGCCAGUAACCGAAAGAUCACUGAUUCGAAUACCCGAGCCGUCAAGGUGUAUAUGUCGAUGUGUCCUUGAGUAAGGCACUUAUCCCCUCAUUUGCUCCAGGGGUGCGUACUCCUAUGACUGACCCUGUAAAACAACACAUUUCAUUGCACCUAUCUGGUGUAUGUGACAAUAAAACAUAUAUAUUUUUAUUUUAAUGGCUGGAAUGGAGUCAAUAGAUCGGAGUCAAACAUGUUUGAUGUGUUUGUUACCGUUCCAUUUAUUCCAUUCCAGAUAUUAAAAUGAGCUCGUCCUCCUAUAGGUCCUCCCACCAGGCUCCUCUGAUAGAAAUAUGACUCUAAUUUACCAGUGUUUUUAUGAUUGCAUUUGAUAAUGCGGCAGAUAUUGUAGACAUUGACUGAGAAGAAUACCUCUUUCUCUUCAGAGUGUAUACAGUGUUAAACACAGGAGGCUGCUGAGGGGAGGACGGCUCAUAAUAAUGUCUGGAAUGGUGUGAAUGGAAUGGUAUCAAUCAGAUGGAAACCAUGUGUUUGAUGUGUUUGAUACCAUUCCAUUUAUUCCGUUCUAGCCAUUACUAUGAGCCCGUCCUCCCCAAUUAUGGUGCCACUGGCCGCCUGUGGUGUUAAACCUCUACUCUGCUCCUAGGUACUCUCCCUUCGGUAUCUGCUGCCUGAUCUGUGGUAAGAUCAUCUCCAUCGAUGACCUGGAGGUGGUUGCUAGGCAGCUGGGGAUGUACAUGGUGACUGUAAUUGUGGGCUUGAUCAUACACGGAGCCAUCUUCCUGCCCGCCAUCUACUUUGCCAUUGUCAGGAAAAACCCCUACACCUUCUUCAUGGGCAUCUUCCAGGCCUGGAUCACUGCCCUAGGGACAGCCUCCAGGUAAGGGCCACAACCUUGGACGCAUCUCACUAUUUACACUAUUUACAUCUAACUGCUGUCACUGUAAAUGUACAGAUAGAUUUUCAUAGAAAUACUAUAAAAUGAGUCAAAUCUUUCAUAUCACAUAUGUGGGCUGAACGUUGUGGAAUAAUGUAUGCAACACCAUGACUCUCUCAAACUGUACCUGUGUUUGUCUCUGUCAGUGCUGGGACACUGCCUGUCACCUUCCGUUGCCUGGAGGAGAAUUUGGGCAUCGAUAAGAGAGUCACCCGUUUCGUGCUCCCCGUCGGCGCCACCAUCAACAUGGACGGAACCGCCCUCUAUGAGGCCGUGGCGGCCAUCUUUAUUGCCCAGAUGAACAACAUCUACCUGGAUGCUGGUCAGAUCGUCACUGUCAGGUACAGACUGCCAUAGAACAUACAGUACCUUCAGAAAGUAUUCAUACCCUUUGACUUAUUCCACAUUUUGUUGUGUUACAGCCUGAAUUUAAGAUGGAUUAAAUAUAUGUUUUUUUUCUCACCCAACUACACACAAUACCCCAUAAUGAUGAAGUGAAAACAUGUUUUAAUACAUUUUUGCAAAUGUAUAGAAAUUGAAAUACAGAAAUAUCUAAUUUACAUAAGUAUUCACACCCCAUGGGUCAAUAUAUGUUAGAAUCACCUUUGGCAGUGAUUACAGCUGUGAGUCUUUCUCUGUAAGUCUCUAAGAGCUUUGCACACCUAGAUUGUACAAUAUUUGCACAUUAUUAUUAAAAAAAUUCUACAAGCUCUGUCAAGUUGGUUGUUGAUCAUUGCUAGACAGCCAUUUUCAAGUCUUGACAUAUAUUUCCAAGCCAAUAUAAGUCAAAACGGUAACUAGGCCACCCAGGAACAUUCAAUGUUGUCUUGGUAAGCAACUCCAGUGUAUAUUUUGCCUUGUAUUUUAGGUUAUUGUCCUGCUGAAAAGUGAAUUUAUCUCCCAGUGUCUGUUGGAAAGCAGACUGAACCAGGGUUUCCUCUAUGAUUUUGCCUGUGCUUAGCUCUAUUCCGUUUCUUUUUAUCCCAAAAAAAACUCCCUAGUCCUUGCAGAUGACAAGGAUACCCAUAACAUGAUGCAGCCACCACCAUGCUUAAAAAUAUGAAGAGUGGUACUCAGUGAUGUAUUGUGUUGGAUUUGCCCCAAACAUAACGCUUUGUAUUCAGGACAUAAAGUUAAUUUCUUUGCCACAUUUUUUGCAGUUUUGUUUUAGUGCCUUAUUGCAAACAGGAUGCAUAUUUUUGAAUAUUUUUAUUCUGUACAGGCGUGCUUCUUUUCACUCUGUCAUUUAGGUUAGUAUUGUGGAGUAACUUCAAUGUUGUUGAUCCAGCCUCAGUUUUCUCCUAUCACAGCCAUUCAACUCUGUAACUGUUUUAAAGUCACCAUUGGCCUCAUGGAGAAAUCCCUGAGCAGUUUCCUUCCUCUUCGGCAACUGAGUUAGGAAGGAGGCCUGUAUCUUUGUAGUGACUGGGUGUAUUGAUACACCAUACAAGUGUAAUUAAUAACUUCACCAUGCUCAAAGGGAUAUUCAGUGUCUGUUUUUUUUUUUAACCAUCUACCAAUAGUUGCCUUUCUUUGAGAGGCAUUGGAAAACCUCCCUGGUCUUUGUGGUUGAAUCUGUUAUGAAAUUCACUGCUCGACUGAGGGACCUUACAGAUAAUUGUAUGUGUGGGCUACAGAGAUGAGGUAGUCAUCAUGUUAAACACUAUUAUUGCACACAGAGUGAGUCCAUGCAACUUAUUAUGUGACUUGUUAAGCACAUUUCUACAAGUUCUGCCAUAACAAAUGGGUUGAGUACUUAUUGACUCAAGACAUUUCAUCUUGUCAUUUUUAAUUAAUUUUGUAAAAAUUCUAAAAACAUAGUUCUACUUUGACAUGAUGGGGUAUUGUGUGUAGGCCAGUGACACAACAUCUCAAUUGAAACCAUUUAAAAUUCAGGCUGAAAAAGUCUAGGGCUGUGAAUACUUUCUGAAGGCACUUUACUUUCUAAUCAGGGUGGGAAUUUCACUGCCUACCUUAUCAAUGUAAGUAAUGACGUAAAUGACAUAACAUUUAGGGGACACUGUUAUUCAAAGACACUUACAGUUACAAUACAUAGUUAUGUGUUUGUGGAUCAUACAGGAACUGAGUACACAUCCUCAGGGAUGCCAUUCCCAAUAUCCUGAAUCCCCAUAUUAUUAUUACUGUCACACCAACUCACUCUGAACAUGCUUCAUGAAGUAGCUGUACCCAUUAGCCUCAAGUGCACUUUGGUUAAUAGAUACAGUCCUUGGCCUUUGGACUUUUAAACUUAAUCUGUAGAGCAGUUUUAACCAUGAACUGUUUUAUCUCCUGUCUAUCUUUCUCCCCAUGCAGUCUGACAGCCACCCUGGCCAGUGUUGGUGCGGCCAGUAUUCCCAGUGCUGGACUGGUGACUAUGCUUCUGAUCCUCACUGCAGUGGGCCUGCCAACUCAGGACAUCAGCCUGCUGGUUGCUGUUGACUGGCUCCUGUGAGUUGAUCUGCAUUGCUAGUGAUUCAGAACCAAGUUCAUGUAGUCGUAUGUAUUCAAAGUCAAGGAGCUUAUUGUAUAUACAGUAAAUAUACCAUGCUCUCAGUGAUAGCUGAUUUGCCUUACCCCUAUCCAACCCAUUUUCUUAUCUCCACACAACACUUUGGUGUAUUCCCACCCAUUCCUUUUUUUCCUAUCCCAGGGACCGGUUCCGUACCUCAGUGAACGUGGUGGGAGACUCGUACGGCGCGGGCAUCGUGUACCACCUGUCCAAGGCUGAGCUGGACGAGCUGGACGCUACACAUGGCAAGUCAGAUGACAUCGAGAUGAUGAACAAGACCUCGUCCUACUACGAUGACCUCAAGAACCACCACGAAAACAACUCCAACCAGUGCGUCCAGUAUGCAGCUCACAAUUCAGUCGUGGUAGAUGAGUGCAAGGUACAAUUCACGCUUGCGGACAUAGAGAUUUGUAUAUAGCUGCCUAACAUGCUGCAUGCUGCACUGCACCUUUUCAUUUCUCUCUUUCGUUUGUAUUUGCCAAUGUAAAUACAUACACAGUUAUUUUUUUGAAGAAACUGAAAAAUACAAAGAAAUACAGCUUUUGUGCAAUUUUUAUAAGAAUACAUUCCAAACUUUCAGAAUAUAUUUCUGUUUAUGUAAAUACCACAAACAGCUUAUGUAAAUACCAAAAAAAUUGCAAGCCAGAAGAAAUGCACCCACAAAAUGUGAGACAAGUGUAAGUGCAAAUCCAAAUCAGCGGGCUUACCCUAAUGCCCCCUCCCACCACCACCUCCCCCACUCACCACCCGGUCUCAUUCCUUCCCUUUCAACCUGCUGGGGUUGGAUCUGAUAGCGAGGGAAAGCCAUCUAAGCCCACACAUGCAGGUUUCACCACUAUCUCUUUCCCCAAAGCUCUUUCUCCGGGCUACAUCAGAGGCUGUGCUGGAUUAUUCCUGCUGCUUUCUGGGCUUCAUGUAUCAAUUUGUGAUCAAAUUAGACUUCAUAGGGUUUAUGAGAAAACACUGUAGCUGUGCAUUCUCUUCGUACUCUGUUAUAUCCAUUAAAAUGACAUAAAUUUCUCUUUCUAACUGUAUCAUUUUAAAGGGAUGUCAUAUAAUUGCAGAGAGUGAAAUAGUGCUUCAUUAGCGCUACAUAUAUUGACUGAGCCCUGGCACCCUGCAGACUGGGACUGAGUCAUUCUCAGUCUUUAGAGAUGAGAAGCUUUUGCAUUUUAAGACCAGCUAUUCUUACUCAUUGUGAGAAAUCUUGCAAAAAUGGAAGAUGCAACGUAGCUCAUGCAUAAUCUGAAGCAGUAACACUUUCAAUCCACUGUUUGAAUAGAUCAAGGCCGUUGGCUGCUAUAAUGUGGAGGACUUUGGGCUGCUUGUUUUGUAGAGCAGCGGGCCCCGCUUUCAAAGGACCUACUGAUGAACCCAUUCAUUUAUUACAGGAUCAAGGGUGUUUCUUAGCAACACUGAGGCCCUUGCACUCCAAUGGUCUGACCACAACAAUAUACAGUAUUCUGACAGUUUUGUAUCCAUCCAUUAAGCUAGUGAAACAUGGCACAAAGGCUGUUUUCUUCCAAUGCUUUCUCUCUUUAUUUUCUUGUGUGUUGGCUGUACAUAAACUAACUCAAAUAACUUUUCUAACAUUUAUCCAAAGACGCAAACCAUUGUAGAACGCCUUGCAAAAUAACUUGUACAGACUAAAACAUAACUUUGCACUCAUUUUGUAGUAUUUUGUACCUUGUUUUAUUUGUAUCUGUUGUUUGUAUUUAUAACAUUUUAUAUACAGAUCUUCUAUCUUAAUUUGAUCACUCUGUUUUCGCAGAUAAUUUUCCUGUGCAGCAGUAAAAACCAAUUGUAGUGUAUUCAAGGUUUAAAAAGGCUUCUAAAGUUUGUAAUUUCCACUUUAACAUUUCAGACUUGAUUUGACAAAUGUAUCCAAGGGUUGGAACCAAAAUAUUUUUCCAAUCGUUUAGUUCUGAACAGAACCAUUAUUUGUUUCGUUCCGUUCCGCUGUUCCUAUCUGCAAAAUAAAGUUCUGAACCAGUUCAAACCCAAAUAAAGUACCUGUUUAUAUCGUUCCUUUCUGUUACUUUUUAAACCUACAUUUUUUUACAUUAGCUCUACAUUAAAUUACUUCACCAAUCAGUGUGACUAGAGCAGCUUGCUAUAGAGCGGGAAACCUAUAGACUUGUUUACAUGCUCGAUGGACAGACAAGUGUAGGACAUGAGAUGCGACUGAAAUUUUGUGGGGGGGAGAGAGCGAGAGAGAGUGGAAGAGGAGGCUUGGCUUGGCAUCUUGUUAUGACAUAUAUUAUCUGAAUUAGGCCCACAGAAUUAUACCUAUGGAGGAGCGGCUUCUAUGGAGGAACUUUGAAUAUCUUUGAACUUCCGAGAAUUGGCUUAACAUUGGACCAAAGCUAGCUAGCUAGCUAACAAGCUUGUGUGUGCAGAGCGGCACCAGAGUUAAAAACACUUCGUUAAUAAAUCCAAUGUGAGCGUGAUAACUAUAGUAUCUGUAACUAGCAUGGAAAAAGUUAAUCCAUUGUUCUCUAAUUAAACAUUUCUUAAUCACGCUUUUAACGUCAGUAGGCUAGAGUAGCUUAAUCUUCGGAGGGGGAGGGGCAGGUAGCCUACAAACGCACACACACUGGCGAAGAUUUUCAGCUGACAGGCAGACACUGGAAUACGUUUCUAAGUAACAGAGUGACGGCUUUGCAGAUGUGCCUUAUUGCGUUUUUUGUGGGACUGAAAAAAUGUCCCAUAAUGUGAAAGAACAUUAUUAAUCUGUUCCCAUGCUUUUAAAAUAAUGGUUCUGUUCUGGUACAGAGCACUUUCGUUCCCGGUUCUGAUUCUGUUCCUCAAUUAAAUUUUUCUGUUUUCGGUUCUGUUCCCUGAAUCAGUUCCAACCCCUGAAUGUAUCAACCCCUACAAAAAUGUCUAUUCGUUAUAAUCCACAUAAUAAUUCACAUUUCCUGGUGCUGAAUCAUUAUUUUCCUGCUGUGAGAAGCAGGGUCAAAUUAAGGUAAUCUGUAUGUCACUGCAUGUUAAAUGUGUGAUUAUAUGUUGAUUGUUCUCAGGUCAGUAAAAAGGUCUGGUGCUCGUUGUUAAGACAGACCACCGUGAUUCCAUCAGCAUGAUCCUCAGUGAUUGUCCAGGUCUUCCUGAUACCUUCAGAAUACACCUGUCUUUUAUAUUGUGAUCAAUCAUAUCAUUGGAGCACAGAACAAUUUUUUUUCAUUAUGAUAGUCUUUCAUUUAUAUUUUGACACAUAAAACAAUUACAAAAGAUAUACAAUUUUAAAGUAAAAGGCUUUAAUUAUAUAAUGUAUGUGCAACCAAAUGCAAACCAAAUGAUCAGAGUAGUUCUACAGCACAGACUUCUGGUGUCUGUGCUCCGAAGCAUUCAGUCCAGGUCAUGAAGCAUGCACUGUGCCUGUUUACGUAGAUCAGUGGAGGCUGCUGAGGGGAGGACGGCUCAUAAUAAUGGCUGGAAUGGAGCAAAUGGAAUGGAUCAAACCAUGUGUUUGAUGUAUUUGAUACCAUUCCACUGAUUCUGCUCCAGCCAUUACCAUGAGCCCAUCCUCCCCAAUUAAGGUGCCACCAACCUCCUGUGACGUAGAUGUGUAAACCUGCUGUUUAGAUGUCCAUGGUGAUUGCUUUCAGGUAACAUCGGCCACUAAUGGCUCUACUGCUGCGGCGGCCAUGGCGGAGUGCAUGCUUGUUGAGGAGGAACCCCAGAAACGUGAUUAAAGCCAGCACACAGAUCCUCAGCUCCACACGCUUUCGUAUCUGGUGAAAAGAAAGAGUGAACAAAAAAAAAAGAGUCAUGCGAACAGAACUACUAACUGUCUUUUUUUUAUGUAGUUUUAUUUCUUUUUUUUAUUAGUCCCUUUACAGUGUUUCUAACUGUCUAUCUGACUGACUAAGAGGACUAAUACUAAUUCACUUAUCGGUGAGAUGAUAACAAAGGUCUGUUUUACCUGUUAGAGCACUAAUGUGUGUUUCGUAGCAAAUUCUUGCACAACGGACAUCAAGGCUUGAGAGG
Messenger RNA from Coregonus sp. 'balchen', 34932 nucleotides. Lineage: Eukaryota; Metazoa; Chordata; Actinopteri; Salmoniformes; Salmonidae. The record is from the annotation of a GenBank genome assembly.